UCCAGUUUCCAAACGGCUACCAUAAGUGGAGAUCGGACCAUUUCACGAGGUGCGCACAUUAACUUCCGUGCGCACCCCGCGCACACCAGACUAAACUAAUCAAAUCGCUCCACGUCAUCACUCCGCAGGAACAAGCAACCCACCUCCCCCAUUCCCCGCGUGAUAGUAGUAGAAGAAGAACAAGACCAACCAAGCCUUCUUCACCAUUGCCAGCCCUUUUCAGGCCAUCCACAAUUCCGAUAAUACCCUCUGCCUUUCUCUGUUAUACCCAAUCUGCCACUCUCUUCCGCCAUGCCUCCAGCCACCACCUCCUCCUCCUCUUCGGCGGCGGCGGCGGCUUCUCAGACUCAUAAUCUCAUCCGCUUCAAUGGAUGCCGGCACCGGACAUCGGCUCCAUUUAGACCGUCGCCGCCGUCUUCUCCGCCGGCUAAGAAAUUUAAGCCGCUCUCGGAGGUAAUGGCGAGGGCUCAGUAUGCCGUGGCGAAGGAGGUGGAAGAAGAAGAAGAAGAAGAAGAAGAAGAAGAGGAGGAGGAAGAGGACGAGGACGAGGACGAGGACGAUUAUAGCGACUUGAGGUGCGAGCAAUGCGGCUCCGGAGAAAACCCCGAUGAGCUUCUUCUUUGCGAUAAAUGUGAUAAGGGAUUUCACAUGAAAUGUCUGAGGCCGAUCGUUGCCAGAGUUCCGAUUGGAUCGUGGCUCUGCCCUAUGUGUUCCGGAGAGAGAAGAGUAAGAAGCUUAUCGCAGAAAAAGAUCAUUGAUUUUUUCCGGAUUCAGAACUCCAAACACGGGGAAGAAAAAUUUACGUCUCAUCAAGUUCUAGAUGCUAGAAAGCGACGCAGGCGUUCUGGAUCGUUGGUGUUACAAAAGAAAAGAAGGAGACUUUUACCAUUCAUUCCAACAGAAGAUUCGGAUCGAAGAUUGAAACAAAUGGGUUCACUUGCUUCUGCUUUAACAACAUUGCAAAUGAAAUUCAGUGAUGAGCUCACUUACAUGCCUGGCAUGGCUUCUAAAUCUUCUAAUCAAUCCAAGUUUGAAGAUGGUGGCAUGCAGGUUCUUUCUAAAGAAGAUAUUGAGACCUUGGAACAAUGCAGAGCGAUGUGUCAAAGAGGAGAAUGUCCUCCACUUAUAGUAGUUUUUGAUUCAUGUGAAGGUUUCACAGUAGAGGCUGAUGACCCGAUUAAGGAUAUGACAUUUAUCGUUGAAUACACUGGCGAUGUGGAUUACAUUAAGAACCGAGAACAUGACGAUUGUGAUAGUAUGAUGACUCUUCUCUUAGCAACUAAUCCAACUAAGAGUCUUGUCAUCUGCCCCGAUAAACGUGGAAACAUUGCUCGCUUUAUCAAUGGCAUUAACAAUCAUACCGUGGAUGGGAAGAAGAAGCAGAAUUGUAAAUGUGUGAGAUACAGUAUUAAUGGUGAAUGCAGGGUCUUUUUAGUUGCUACUCGAGAUAUCUCUAAAGGAGAGAGACUAUAUUAUGACUACAAUGGAUACGAGCAUGAAUACCCUACAGAGAAUUUUGUCUGACCUAUAAUAUAAACACUUGCCAACGAAUUUGUAUUCGUUAGGUUUUUCUUAAAUUUUAAUUUUUAAUUUUUUUUUUCACUAUUUCAUUCUAGGAGAGUCAAAUUCGAGCCAAUUGAUUAUAAUCUCAAGCUGGCCAUGAGAGAAAUAGGGUAGAAAAGAAUUUUUUUUCUUUUUAAUUUAAAGUUGAACACAAAUUUGAAGUUAUUAGAAAUAUAAUUUUUUAGGUUAAUUUUCUUUAUUUUUCUUUUAAUUUUUCAAUAUUUUGUUUCCAGUUUGUAAAAUAACAAUUGGUUUAGAUUAUGUUGGAUUAAAACUA
Humulus lupulus (European hop) is the source of this 1840-nucleotide messenger RNA. Its product is annotated as probable Histone-lysine N-methyltransferase ATXR5. The record is from RefSeq and is a predicted model, not a curated record. Gene Ontology annotation, molecular function: protein binding. Lineage: Eukaryota; Viridiplantae; Streptophyta; Magnoliopsida; Rosales; Cannabaceae. Bases 292 to 1524 code for a protein of 410 amino acids. The transcript has 6 exons.